Molecule: messenger RNA, 5662 nt
Organism: Cyprinus carpio (common carp)
Lineage: Eukaryota; Metazoa; Chordata; Actinopteri; Cypriniformes; Cyprinidae
Product: glutamate receptor ionotropic, NMDA 3B-like
Exons: 9
Coding region: 797-4177 (1126 amino acids)
Biological process (GO): monoatomic ion transport; modulation of chemical synaptic transmission; ionotropic glutamate receptor signaling pathway
Cellular component (GO): plasma membrane; postsynaptic membrane
Molecular function (GO): transmitter-gated monoatomic ion channel activity involved in regulation of postsynaptic membrane potential; NMDA glutamate receptor activity
Source: RefSeq, a predicted model, not a curated record
AGGAUGCAAUAAAGUACUUUACUAACAAGAAUCUGUUGUUUUAAUAGCAAUAUAUUGGAUAUUCUUGAAUGUUUUUGGAAGUUUGUGCUGAUAUACAGAUGGCACUUUGCUGUAGCUUUGACCAUUGUACUUUAUAUAUUGGGAAAAGAAUUAACAAAGAGGAAUAUAAAGUAAAUCUAAUUUUAUUGUUAUUAUUAUUAUUAUAGCAGUAACGUGUUCAACUGCAUAACACAACUGGUCAUGUGAUGUCAACAUGGCAGCGGCCAGGAGGGUGAGACCCACUUCAUGUAGCAUGCCUACAAUAAAAUAUUUUUCUGGAAAAGUGCCCUGGAGUUGUAAUCGUAUUUUAAUUAUAUUUCUUCCUAAAAUGCUGUUCAUUUACUUAUGUUUAAAACUUUUUUAAUAAACAAAAAUUACUGAGUGCCCCUUUACUAUUUAAUUUAAGUGAGGUUUUGAAAACAUUUAAUAAUGUUUCUUAAGUGACCUUUGGGAAAGCUAAAUUCUCCAUAAUCUGAUCUUCUAGCAAACCUGGCGUGGCCACAACUGUCCUCCCUCCGAGCUCGGUGAUGCUGAGAAGAUCUCAAGCGGCACAGCACCUCCUCUCCUCCCUCAACGGCGCGCACGGCACCUCCUCGCCUUCAACACUUGGAGUAGACGGAAUGGUUGCACUACUUGCAUUGUAACUGAGGCUGCAUCAGGCUGUACGCGUAAAACCAUUAAGGACAAGAACAACUGGACAUGAAUAAAGCGAUGCCAUCUUGUGACGAAACCUCAAUCCAGUUGCGAAAGGAGCAGGAUGAAUUUAGUGCUCUCCAGAUUCUUGGCAUACCUUCACGUCGGGCUCCAGGUCGCUCUCCAGAUGUUUAUUUACCCUUGUCAUCUGCAUCCCCAGCCCUGUCACAUCCUGGCACGCAUUGGGCACACAGUGCGCUUGGGUGCGCUCCUGCCGACCCGCCAGCAGUCCAGGAUACAGGGCGCCCUCAACCGCGCCCUGGUCCACCUCCGGCAAAGUGGAAACAACUUCUUGCCGUACAAUCUAAGCUUGGAAGUAUUGUCCCGAGAGCCGCUCAAUGGAGACCCGGAGUCCAUGUUCAGGUGCGUGUGUCAGGAUAUCGUUGUUCAGGGAGUCUCGGCUGUGCUUGCGUUCCCUCAGAGCCACGAGGAGCUCAUACAAGUGGAAUUCAUGUCCUCGUUUUUGGAAAUACCUUUCAUCAGCAUCAUUGAACAGGGCGAACCUCUUAAGACACAGAACCGCUUCCAUUUACAGAUGAUGACACGUACGCCCCCUUCAAGACUUUCAGAGCUGCUGUUGGCGGUGUUGUUAAAGGGAGGCUGGCAGGGUGGAGCGGCCAUUCUUUGUCCGGGAGGUGGGAAUACGGGAAUGCUGGAAGAGCUUGAACAGCGGGGCCAUCUGGGCUUGAAUGGAGCCCACUGGCACCUGUGGGAGACCCUCAACCUGUCCAGACUGGAGGAAAACUUAAGCGAGGACAAGGUGAUGGAGCUCCUCUUGCAGCUCCUCGGCAGGACUCCUUCUGCUCCGGCGUCUUCUGUGGUGCUUUUCGGCUCCGAUCCUGAAUGUACAGCCAGAGUGCUGCACAGAGCCCACCAGUUGAGCAUUGCAUUGCCCCCCAUGCACUGGAUCAUGGGAUAUCCACUUAGUCUGGAUUCUCUACACUCUAUUGGCUCUCCCCUGGGUCUUCUGGCUUAUGGAGAAGUGAAUCGCAAGCCUCUAAAUUUCUACAUUAGAGAUACCCUGCAGCUUAUUGGCAGGGCUGUAUAUGCUGCGACCAUGGUGAGACCAGACCUGGCUCUCAUCCAGAACAUGGUGAACUGCUUCGACAAGCCCAAUAAACAUGAGUUGCCCUCCUCUGGACAAUACCUUGCCAGGUUCUUAUGGAACACUUCUUUCACGGGGCUGACAGGCCCGGUGCGAGUCCAGCGCUCCCUCUCCAGGGUCCUUACCUCCCAGCGCUUCCACAUAUGGAGUUUACAGCGAGACCCUCUGGGCCAGCCAAGUUGGGUCACUGUGGCAAGCUGGCAGUCGAGUCGUCUGGAAUUGGAAGAACAGGUCCUGUGGCCAGGCAUGACCCAACACCACUGGGAGGACGGCCCAGAGAUCAGGCCCGGCGGCCGCUGGCAAGCAGGACUCCCAGUGGCAGGGAGCAGAGUGCGGGUCGUGACCUUGGUCGAGCACCCGUUUGUGUUCACACGGGAGGUGGACGAGGAGGGCCAAUGUCCGGCAGGUCAACUGUGCCUUGACCCUCAAACCAACAGCUCAGAAGUCCUCAACCAGCUGUUCAAAGAGCUGGAGCAAACCAACAGCAGUUCACUGCCAAAUUACAUGCGGAAAUGCUGCUAUGGAUACUGCAUCGACUUGCUGGAGAAGUUAGCUGAGGACAUGCACUUCCAGUUUGACCUUUACAUCGUAGGCGAUGGAAAGUACGGGGCAUGGAAAGGAGGCAGAUGGACUGGGUUGGUGGGCGACCUGCUCAGUGGCAAGGCGGACAUGGCCGUCACCAGCUUUAGCAUCAACUCCGCUCGAAGCCGAGUGAUAGACUUCACCAGCCCGUUCUUCUCCACCAGUCUGGGGAUCCUGGUGCGCAGCAAGGACACGGCUGCACCCAUCGGUGCCUUCAUGUGGCCGCUUCACUGGUCCAUGUGGGUGGGCAUCUUUGUGGCACUGCAUAUAACUGCUCUUUUCAUCACCCUUUACGAGUGGAACAGUCCGUUUGGCAUGACUCCGCACGGACGCAACCGCAUCAGGGUCUUUUCUUAUUCAUCUGCCCUGAACCUCUGCUAUGCCAUCCUGUUUGGCCGGACCGUUGCCAGUAAAACUCCGAAGUGCUGGACGGGCCGCUUCCUCAUGAACCUUUGGGCCAUAUUUUGCCUGCUGGUUCUGUCCAGUUACACAGCCAACCUAGCAGCUGUCAUGGUGGGGGAGAAGACCUUUGAGGAGGUGUCAGGGAUUCAUGAUGUCAAACUCCAUCACUCGUCUCUGGGGUUUCGCUUCGGCACAGUUCGAGAGAGCAGUGCUGAGGACUAUGUGAAAAAGAGCUUUCCUGAGAUGCACGAAUACAUGAGGCGCUUCAACAAGCCCACCACUCCGGAUGGAGUCUCUACACUCAAAACAGAUCCCCCUCAGCUAGAUGCUUUCAUCAUGGAUAAAGCUUUGCUGGAUUAUGAGGUGUCCAUAGAUGCAGACUGCAAACUCUUGACUGUAGGAAAACCAUUUGCUAUUGAAGGAUAUGGGAUCGGGCUGCCCCAGAACUCCCCACUCACUCGCAAUGUGUCUGAAUAUGUCAGUCGCUACAAGUCUGAAGGUUACAUGGACAUACUGCAUGACAAGUGGUAUAAAGUGGUUCCCUGUGGAAAGAGGGUUUUUGCUGUGACAGAGACUCUGCAGAUGGGUAUCCAGCAUUUCUCGGGGCUGUUCGUGCUGUUGUGUGUGGGGGUGGCAGGUGCUUUACUCACUCUGCUGGGAGAGCACACUUUCUUCAGAUUCAUCCUGCCUCACCUCCGCCACCAGCAGAGAUUCAAAUACUGGCUCCACACCAGUCAGAAAAUCCACCGUGCAUUAAAUAUGGGUUGUGAUGAUGAGAGGAAAUCAGAGUUUGAGAGUAGUGACAGAUGUCCCACCUUGUGCCUGUCAGAGAACUGUAAUCUCCACCGCCUGCCACCCCCCACUUCUUCUCCUCCGCCCUCCACCUCCUCGACUUCCCCUUCCACUUCUACAACCAAGUGGAACAAUCAGAGAGCCAAGGUCGGCCGAGAGGCCAAAGAGCAUAACAAGCGUGUCCACUUCAACUUGGAGACUCUCAACAGCUACCAACUCCAAGCUCCGCCCACUGGGCCAGAAAGGGGUAGGCGGGGGUUGGUGGGAAGCCCGCCCACCCAGUUGUGUUCCAACGGUGGUCCUAAUCCCAGUCUCAGCCUGGUGCUCUCACCCCCGGCCUGUUCUGGACUCUCAACACCAUGGGAAGAGGAGCUGCGGGAGCUUCAAGGGAGAAUCGAGGAGUUUCGGGGCCAGCUCAGGGCCGCCCUGGCCAGGCGAGCCGAGCUCCAGCAGACACUGGACAGACAACGGCUCAGUCAAUCUCAAACAAGCUCGGCAUCUAAUCCCACCACCACGACUACCACCACCAACACCCUGACCAAAGACAUCAACAAGGGGAGGUGAUGUACGGUACAUGUCGGGAGACUUACAAAGACAGUGGCUAUGAGGGGAUACGGGACGUCCUCUCACCUGAGAAGUCACGCCACGCUGUUUUCCGCUUUCUCCUUUCUCAGUGACUGCUGGAGUGCUGCAGUGAUGGAUGAAACACUCUCUGAUGGUGAUUCAGCAUGUAAUCCUGAAGUCUGGCUGACUUCCAGCUCCAGAGAGAAAGCAUUUAUCUGUGUGUGUGUGUGUGUGUGUGUGUGUGUGUGUGUGUGUGUGUGUGUGUGUGUGUGUGUGUGUGUGUGUGUGUGUGUGUGUGUGUGUGUGUGUGUGUGUGUGUGCGUGUGUGUGCGCGUGUGUGCGCGUUUAAAGCCAGGCAACUGGACAGAGAACAGACACUUAAUGCCACCAUUCACUGACGACCAAGGUGAAUAUCUGCAUCUGCAGACAUCCAACAUGAAAAUGGCUUCAUUUUGUAAAUAAUUCAAUGGGAUUAUUUAGUGGGAUAAGCAACAAUGCCUCGGACGGUAGGGCUAUGGACCACCCACAGUCCGCUCAAUGACUGCCUGAUGCAUAUUUCACGUAAAAAUAACAGCUCCAGAUCUGAUUGGCAGGUGUUUAGCAACUUCUGGGAAUAAAGACACAAAGGUUUUUUUUUUUAAUCAGUCGUCAUGCUCAAGUUAAGGGUUGAUACAAUUAUCAUUUCUGAGGAGGAACUAACUAAUAAAAGUUUGGAAGGUUAAUAACAUCAGGGUUUGAGGCUUGGGGCACUUAGUAACAAGUCAACUAGACAUCCACGAGCAGAACUAUAUUCAAAGAAUUUUAAUGCAGAAAUUCAGAGUCUAUUCACAUUUUUCUGCUAUUUUUGAGGUGUUUUCUAUACAACCAUUGACAGAAAUAGUCAGAAAUGAAUUGAAAUUACAGAAUAAAUAAUUGAUACUGUGGCCACAAAGAAUUCAUUCCCACACAUUUUUUUACAUUUUAUUUCAUUUUCAUUCCCUCAUUUUAGUUCAGUUGUGGCCACUGUGUAAAAAUUAGUUCCCUUAUUUUAGUUAAAUUAUGGCCACAUUGUAGUAAUUUGCUCCCUCAUUUUAAUUAAAACAAGACAACAAAUUAGUACAACAUAGCUAUGUUUUAACUACAACAAGCGAACCAAUGAAUAAGUUGUGGCCACAAUAUCUUAUUUUUUUCCUCUGUGCAGUGCUCUGUAUAUUUAUAUUAGUAUGAUUUCAGAUAACCAUGGUCCUAAAAGGCCACGUAAAAACAAAUGGACUGUGGCUGAUUGUUUUACAGGUCAAUCAGGUAUACUCUUCAUGUCUGAGUGGGCGGUUCUCUGCCAAAAUAAGCUGCCAUGGACCAAACUUUACAUUUUAAUUAAAACGUUACUUGUCUUGCUGUGGUGUACUUUUUCCACACUUAUAAUGUUUGAAUAAAUAUACCACUUGCUUGUGUGUUUUAAUGGUGAUAAAAUAUGAUUCUGUUUGAGAUGUUUGAUCCUCAAAUGUC